This is a messenger RNA of Plenodomus lingam JN3, 165 nucleotides long. RefSeq lists its product as uncharacterized. The record is from RefSeq and is a predicted model, not a curated record. Lineage: Eukaryota; Fungi; Ascomycota; Dothideomycetes; Pleosporales; Leptosphaeriaceae.
AUGUUCAACGUGGAGUACCGUAGGAUGGUCUCGCAUUUGUGUCGCACUGCUAUCGGUCCGUGCCAUGGUGUCACCUGUCACUGCGCUCAAGUCCGUCUCCGCUACGAUCCAAAUAUAGAGACAUGUACCAUCGACAGGCGCCCCGGUCAGCGGGUCCAACACUGA